Molecule: messenger RNA, 417 nt
Organism: Ostertagia ostertagi
Lineage: Eukaryota; Metazoa; Nematoda; Chromadorea; Rhabditida; Trichostrongylidae
Source: the annotation of a GenBank genome assembly
AUGUCCGUGGAAAUUCAGGUUCGCGCUGUUAAUUCGACAUGGCUGCGGCGAUGCGACGCGUCGCAUUUUCUCACAAACAGCGAUCGAUUUUUGGACGAGUACACUCCGUACCACACGAUUUUUGCAGAAUUACCGGAUAGCUAUUUCAAAUUAUUCUGGAAGACACGUUUAGCCCUCUAUUAUGUGUACACCAAUAUCUCUUCAAAUUACGACUGGUACUACAAAUCGGACGACGAUACAUAUGUGAUUCUGGAGAAUCUUCGCUCCUAUUUGGCGACGUUCGACCCAAAUGAACCGCACUACAUUGGAUUCAGGUUGAAGAGAAGAAUGCCACAACAUGGGUACAACGCCGGCGGAAGCGGUUAUGCUAUGAGUCGAGCUGCCAUGAAAAUUUUCGCCGAGCGAACUAUUCCAUAA